UUUGGUUCCGUCUCUGACAAUAAGAAAGAGGCCGUCGAUGCCCAGCCCGACUCGUUGCGAAACUUUCCUUCUCGGACUCGGUUUCGACGUGCUUCAACCCUUAUAUAAUCUGUCCUACUCCUCCCCCCCAUGCAUUCCAUCGCUCGCCCCCGUCUCUUCCCGCUGUGUUUCCGGAUAUCUAAAGGGUGCAGCAUUUGGAUUGUACAAAAUGUUUUUUGAAGGGUUUGGCUAUCAUAGAGAUACAUUUGAGCAGACCUACCGAUGCUACCCUACAUCUUUUAUUGAUAAGCCACAGCUGGAAACUGGUGAUAAAAUUAUAAUGCCUCCCUCUGCGCUCGAUCGUCUUGCUGCUCUGCAUAUUGACUACCCAAUGUUAUUUGAGCUGCAUAAUGUUGCCACAGAGCGAGUUUCACAUUGUGGUGUUUUGGAGUUCAUUGCAGAGGAAGGCAUGAUUUACAUGCCAUAUUGGAUGAUGCAAAAUUUACUUCUACAAGAGGGAGAUAUAGUGCAUGUAAAAAAUGCCACUCUUCCCAAGGGUACAUAUGCGAAGUUACAGCCGCACACACAAGACUUUUUGGAUAUCUCAAAUCCCAAGGCCAUCUUGGAAACAACAUUAAGAAACUACUCAUGUUUAACAACUGGUGACAGUAUCAUGGUUGCGUAUAACAACAAGAAGUAUUACAUAGAUAUUCUGGAAACAAAGCCUUCUUCUGCGGUUAGCAUUAUUGAGACAGACUGCGAGGUUGAUUUUGCACCUCCACUUGAUUACAAAGAGCCUAAACGACAACGAACUUCUGUCUUUACAAGCAAAGCACCGGCUCAAGUUCAGGAUGCUCAAGAUGAAGCUGAAGAUGAACACAGGUUCACCCCAUUUACUGGCAUCCGAAGAAGGUUAGAUGGAAAGCCUCUGAAGGACGAUGCCCCAACUGUUACUUCUUCAGUGAAGGAUCGGAAAUCUGAAGCCGCGAACAGCAGAAAGCAGUCAACACCAUCCACUUCGCAGAGUGGUUCUUCCCAUCAAAAUAUGGGAAAACUCGUCUUUGGUUCACAUUCCAGUCAUGCUUCCAGAGAAGCACAGAAGGAUGCCCCUAAAGAAAUGAAAGAAGAAGCUGCAAGGAAUGAAGAACCAAAGUUCCAGGCCUUCACCGGGAAGAAAUACUCCUUGAGGGAUUGAUCUGUUGUGCUUUCCCCGAUGUUCCUCAAAGUUUUCUUUUUUAAUCUAUAUUAGAUUACAUGUAAUCAUACAAAUAUCAGUGGGUAUGAACUAUAUCUUCCUCUACCCCUUCUUGUAAUGCUACAUCUUUAUUAUUUUCUUCUUUCCUUUUAUGAUAGUUUCUUCUGUCACUAACAACCGCAUUAAUAAAACCAUUUUAUUACAAUA
Molecule: messenger RNA, 1381 nt
Organism: Musa acuminata subsp. malaccensis (wild Malaysian banana)
Lineage: Eukaryota; Viridiplantae; Streptophyta; Magnoliopsida; Zingiberales; Musaceae
Cellular component (GO): VCP-NPL4-UFD1 AAA ATPase complex
Molecular function (GO): polyubiquitin modification-dependent protein binding
Source: RefSeq, a predicted model, not a curated record